Molecule: messenger RNA, 3493 nt
Organism: Acipenser ruthenus (sterlet)
Lineage: Eukaryota; Metazoa; Chordata; Actinopteri; Acipenseriformes; Acipenseridae
Product: probable ATP-dependent RNA helicase DDX10
Exons: 18
Coding region: 122-2791 (889 amino acids)
Biological process (GO): rRNA processing
Cellular component (GO): nucleus
Molecular function (GO): nucleic acid binding; RNA helicase activity; ATP binding
Source: RefSeq, a predicted model, not a curated record
GAGUGACGACACAUUUCUGCGACGAGCAACAUUGCUGUCUCGUUUCUGGUUUUCGUGCAGUGGAGCUGGUGUUUCCACGCUGCUGCAUUCUGAGGUUUAGCAGUGGCAGCUUCCACAAAACAUGACUGGAGUAAGUGGGGGAAAGACACCUUGUGUCCCGAAAUCCAAGAAACGGGGACGUAACCCCAGAGACACUGACGACCCCGUCAAAAAUUUUGAGAGAUGGAAGAAAAAAUACAACAAGAAGAAAGUUAGGGUCAAACAAGAGAAAAGACGGAAUAAGAAACCAGACUGGCAGAUCGAGAGGGAGACGAUCAGCAAACUGGUGAAACAGUACCAGGAGAUCAACCCAAGUGAGGCAGUGAAAUUUUCAGAUUUUCCCUUGUCAAAAAAAACUUUGAAAGGAUUGUGGGAGGCACAGUAUCGUCUGCCCACUGAAAUUCAGAAGCAGACGAUCGGUUUGGCGUUGCAAGGGAAAGAUGUCUUGGGAGCAGCGAAGACAGGAUCUGGCAAAACUCUGGCCUUUCUGAUCCCUGUUUUGGAGUGCUUGUUUCGUCAGCAGUGGACAGCGGAUGAUGGAUUAGGCGCACUGAUCAUUUCACCCACCAGAGAACUGGCUUAUCAAACCUUUGAGGUGCUGCGGAAAGUGGGGAAGAACCACGAGUUUUCAGCUGGGCUAAUCAUAGGCGGAAAGGAUUUGAAAUCCGAGACAGAAAGGAUUCAUCGCACCAACAUUAUCAUUUGCACUCCAGGACGCCUCUUGCAGCACAUGGAUCAAACAAUGUCUUUCCAUGCUUCAAACCUGCAUAUUUUGGUUCUGGAUGAAGCCGAUCGAAUUCUGGACAUGGGGUUUGCAGACACUGUAAAUGCCAUUGUGGAGAACCUCCCCAAGACCCGUCAGACCCUGCUCUUCUCAGCUACGCAGACCAAGUCUGUGAAGGACCUGGCCAGACUUAGUCUCAAAGAUCCCGAGUAUGUCUGGGUGCACGAGAAAGCCAAGUUCAGCACCCCUGCAACGCUGGAGCAGAACUAUGUUGUCUGUGAACUGCACCAGAAAAUCAACAUGCUGUUCUCCUUCAUGAAGAGUCAUCUGAAUAGGAAGGUCAUUGUGUUUUUUUCAAGCUGCAAAGAGGUGCAGUUCUUGUUCCGAGUGUUCUGCCGCCUACGCCCUGGGAUCCCAGUGCUCGCUCUGCAUGGCAAACAGCAGCAGAUGAAGAGGAUGGAGGUUUACAACGACUUCAUCCGCAAGAAGGCAGCCGUGCUGUUUGCUACUGACAUAGCAGCCAGGGGCCUUGAUUUCCCUGUGGUGAACUGGGUACUGCAGUUUGAUUGUCCAGAAGACGCUAAUACCUACAUCCACAGAGUGGGGAGAACAGCCAGGUAUAAAGAAGGUGGUGAAGCACUGUUGGUUCUGUUGCCAUCAGAAGAAAAGGGAAUGUUGCAACAGCUUCAAGAAAGGAAGGUCCCCAUUAACAAAAUCAAGGUCAAUCCGGACAAGUUAACAAAUGUGCAGCAGAAACUGGAGGCUUUCCUAGCACAGGAGCAGGCUCUAAAGGAGCGUGCACAAAGAUGCUUUGUAUCCUACCUGCGAUCUGUCUACCUGAUGAAAAACAAAGAUGUGUUUGAUGUAUUUAAGAUGCAGUUAUCAGAGUAUGCUUGCUCGUUAGGCCUGGCCGUGGCACCAAGAGUUCGCUUCAUUCAGAAAGCAAAGAAGCAGAGGGAGGAGAGUGCGAGAGACAAGACAGACACCACCAGGGAGGCAGCCAGUGGAGAGGAACAGGAGUCCGGCACAGAGGAUGAGCUGGAGAACUUCAAAGCUCGUCUCAGGGGCCAGAAAUCCACUUCAGUGGGGGCAACGUCGCAAGGCCAGGGAGAAACGUCAUGUCUUGCAGGGGACCCAUCCUUUGGAGGAGAGUCGGAGGAGGAGUCUGGUUCUUCAGGGGAGGAGGAAGAUGAGACUGGAGGGGGGACAUCGGGGAUGAAGUUUGUUGAAGAUGAUGAUGAUGAUGAUGAUGACCUGAAAGACCUGGAUUUACUGACUGUGAAGAGAAGGGAUGUUUUUGGUCUUGAUGCCGCUUCUGAAGAGCAGUCAGAUGAAAAACUACCCCAAAAGAAGAAGGUUGAAAAAGACUCCAAGUUCAAAGCAGCCAAGAAAGCCCUGAAGAGGAAUUUUAUAGUGAACACAAAAGUUAAAUUUACUGAGGAUGGAGAGAUGGUUCAGCAGUGGCCUCCUGUACAGAGGUUGGCAGUUAAAGAUGAGGAUGGAGAAGACGCCAAUGCUGGCAUUGAUGUGCAAAAGGCCCGCGAGAGACUGUUUGAGGAGGACAAAUUUGACAAAGAGGAAUACAGGAGAAGAAUCAAAGAAAAGCACAGGGAGAGAAGGCUUAAAGAGAAGGCAGCCAGACGAGAAGCCAGCAAACGGCAGAAAGAGGGUGGAAGUGAUGAAGGUGAGGAGGAGGAGGAGGAGGAAGUGGUGGCCUACCUUGACCAGAGUGAUAAUGAAGGAGAGUUUGACCCCAGCACCCUGCCUGAUCCUGAUAAACACAGGGACUCUAAUCAAGAUGAGGAGACGAGCGCUGAAGAAGAUGUGAUCGCGCCCUCUGAGAAGAGGGUGAGAAAGAGAAGCUACAGCAGUGAGAGCAGCAGCAGCCCUGAUGAGGAGGAGAUGCCUGCAGGGGGAAAGAAGAGGAAGAGUCACGGCGAUGCCAGCCUGCUCAAGCCCCUGGAUACUGGCUUGUCCUUGGCAGAAGACGAAGAGCUUGUGCUACAUUUGCUCGGCAGCAGGAGCUAAUUCUUUUCUCUGGAGGUUGUUUUCUGGGUCAGUUUUUUCUAUUUGGCUAACUAUUUUUAUCAGUAUUGAUUUGGCAAGUGGGACAGAUGAAGUCCUUUCAGACAGACGGUGAGGAGCGUGCAACAUGCAUUCAGAUUGACUUAAAAAAAUACACAAUCCAAAUGAAAUACAGAGAAAUAUAUAAAGAGAAAAAACCAUUUCCUUCCUAUUGUAGGUUCAAAAGUCUGUGAAUGUGUACAUUAUAAGUCUUUGAAUGUCUUUUUACUCAAACACCAGUCUAACAGCAUCACCGGACAGUUAAUCAGUAACCACUCCUUGGUAUUGUGUGUUAACCUGUUAAACAGUUUAAUUAGCAUAUAGUGCUGGCUGGCACCGACAUUCAAGAAAGCAUUGUAUCCCAUUCAAAGUGUAUGCUCCCUGCCAGGAUUUACGUGACUUGAACUGGAAUAUAGGAGAUUAACAUACUGCAUUUAGUUAAUAUGCUAAGCCACCUGCCGCCUUGUACAACUAUCCCCAUUUAUUAUAAUAAUCCAUGUGAAGAAACAUUGCUGACACUGAUUGAUACUUCUUUUGUCAAACAUUAUGGAAACAAAUGUCAUCUUUGCACAAGAUUCUGUGUGUUUUAAUAACAACCUUUAAUGUAGAGUAUAUUAAGCAUUUUGCAAAAGUAUGUUUUAAGUAAUAAAAAAAUAAGUAACUGUA